GUAGUGGAGAAAAGGUUAUGUUAAUUGAUUUUGGGCUCAUGGAAAGAACUCAUAAGUUUAUUUACAAACUGUAAUUAUUCCUGAUUGACUUAGAAAAUUAGGCUUUUUAUUUCGUAUAUUAUUUGUGAAGAGUACUGUCAGUAUGUCGUCAAUUGGAAGACUAUUCAGUAAUAUUCAGUGCUGCAGACCUGUCAGGGGAAUUUAUAGUACAAUAAAUCAAAUUCACACGACGACUGCCACACAAUUGGAUCAAAGCUGGCGACAAAGGGAACGUUUACCAGAAAAUCCAAACGCAUUCGGUCCCCUGACGAAUUUUCCAGAUUAUUCUUACAAGGAUGGAAGACCAACACCAUUUGGGACCAGAAUGCUCACCAGAAUUAACAAGCAGCGAGCCAUAUUGAAAAAAGUGAGACAACUAACGAGUGAGGUAGAUUACGCCGUGAAGAGGUACGACAGGAUCCAGCGAGAGAAUAAUGAAAGCAGAGCGAACAUCAUAGGAUCGAAACUCAAACCAAAGGGGGAGAAACUGGCGAUAGAGGCGAAGCCUGAGGUUCCAAAAUUAUCACAAAGUUAAUUACCUUAACAGGAAACAUGUUAAUUGAACACCCCUCAUGGCUACUAGGUAAAACACAUUAAACAAUAAACUAAUCGAGUUGAAUAAUCUUA
Molecule: messenger RNA, 666 nt
Organism: Diachasmimorpha longicaudata
Lineage: Eukaryota; Metazoa; Arthropoda; Insecta; Hymenoptera; Braconidae
Gene: mRpL52
Product: large ribosomal subunit protein mL52
Exons: 4
Coding region: 143-574 (143 amino acids)
Biological process (GO): mitochondrial translation
Cellular component (GO): mitochondrial large ribosomal subunit
Molecular function (GO): structural constituent of ribosome
Source: RefSeq, a predicted model, not a curated record